Messenger RNA from Plasmodium berghei ANKA, 2295 nucleotides. RefSeq names its product conserved Plasmodium protein, unknown function. Lineage: Eukaryota; Apicomplexa; Aconoidasida; Haemosporida; Plasmodiidae. The coding region runs from base 1 to 2295 and encodes 764 amino acids. The record is from RefSeq and is a predicted model, not a curated record. The transcript has a single exon.
AUGGAAAAUAGCAGAAUGGUGGAAAAAAAGAAAAAAAAUAUUAAUGUGAUUGACAGAUUUUUUAAAAAACAUUUUUCAUCUAUAUAUAUUAUUCGUCUUAUUUUAAAUUUAGUACUAUUAAAUAUUCUUGUAAUUUAUUUUGUUAUACAUUUUUUUUUUAAUCAAAGUACACAAAAUCGUAUGAACAGUUCAGAAAAUUUUAACAAUUUAUAUUUUUUUAAAACAGUGCAAAAGAAUGAAGAAACAUAUGGAAAUGUUAUCUAUGUAAUAAGUAUUAUAUAUAUUAUAUUAUCUUUGGCAUUUUUCAUUCUAGAAUUUUAUAUAAAAUGGAGAAAAAACAAUGAACUAGAGUAUAUGAUAGAAAUAGAGGGCAAUCAAAUAUCAGAAAAUAAACAAAAGAAAAAUGAAAGUAAAAUAAGUAACAAGACUAGUACCCAUAAUUUGCCAUAUCAAAAUAAAAAUUAUGAGCAUAUAUUAGAAGACUCAAAGACAUUAAAUACUAACCACCUGAAGGAUCGAAACAAACAAAAAAAUGCACACACAAAUAUUCAUAUAACAACAAACUAUAUAUUUGUAUACACUUUGUUAAUGUUGUUGGGAAUAAGACAAUAUAAUAUAACCGAAUAUGUUUUAUAUUUUUUUUUUAUACUAGCUAUAUGUGAGCUUAGUACUCCCCUAACAAUAUCUAUGAAAUUGAUACACUUUAUAACAAAAUAUUAUAAAAUAAAUUUUUUAAAAAGAGGAAAAAAAAGUAAUAAUUCAGGUAUAAUGAUUAAAAAAAAGGAUAUAUAUUUUUUUUGGGGGUAUUUUGUCAUUUUACGCUUUUUAAAAAAAAUAAACAUUUACGAUAAAAUUAUUAUUAUUAUCAAGAAGAGCAAGCCAGUUUAUGAGUCAGACUUAAAAAAUGAAAAUAGUAAAAUAGUGAUAAAAAACAACUAUAUAUUUUAUUAUUAUUUUAUUAUUUUCUCUUUUUUUAAAAAAUGUAUAACAUACAUGUUCCACAUUUUGAGAAGGUGGAUGUAUAAUCAUAUAAAGACAAAAGACGAAAAAAAAAAAAACAUUAAUGAAACAGAAUCCCUUCUCAGAAACAUUGAAAAUAUGAAUACUGAUGUGGACAAAAUAGAAAUAAAUUAUAACGACAAUUUAAAAAAAAAAAUAAACAUUUACAAUACCGUUGUAUAUCAUUUUAAUGUGCCAAACAAAAAUAAAAAAAAUAAUAAUAUAUGCAACAAAAAUAAAAUAACAAAAAUAAAUCUAGAAAAUGAGAAUUCUGGUGAUAUUAAAAAGGAUGACAUAAAACUAAAUAGCUCAGAUAAAAUAGCUAACAAUCUUUCUAUGAAAAAAAAUGAGCUUAAUAAAAUAAUCAAAAACACAAAUAAAUAUAAAGACUAUUAUAUAAAAUAUAACAAAUAUAAUAAAACAAUUAGUGAUAUGGAUGAAGAAGAAUUUGAAUUUGAGAAUGAAAAAUAUUUUGUGAAUAAAAAUUUUAGUAUGAUAGAAAAAAGACAAUUUAAUGUAAUUGAAAAUAAAAAUAAUGAAAUUCAUUCAAACGAUAUAAAUAAAUAUGAAGAAAAAUCUCAAAAAAAAAAAAAAAAAAAUAUUAAUCCUAAGCAUCUAGAACUUAAACAUAUUUAUGAACAAAAUAAAGAUAACUCUUUAUAUUUUUCAAACACUUCAUCCACACAAGUUAAUGAAAAAGAAACAACUGAAGUUGAUCCUAAUGAAGAAAACAUUUCAUAUAUAGAUCAAAAUGAUUUUUCCACCAAAUUUUAUAAUAAUUAUAUGGUGAAAUAUGAAAAUAUUUCUAAAAAAUAUCAGGGACAAUGUUGCAACCCUGAUCAAGAUAUUUCAUACUCAUAUAAUAAUAAGUGUAUAAAUAAAGAAGAAAAUAUCGACAACAAUUAUUUUUCGAAAACUGAACUUGGUCAUGUUCCAAGUUUAAAUAUAAACAAAAGAAACACAAUUUGUACACACAGGUUAACAUAUAAAAUAAAAAAACAUAAUCUGGACAAAAAAAAUAUAUCUUUUGAAAAAAAUGUAAAAAGAAUUUUAUCCAAUUUUAAAAAAAGAAUGGAAGUAUGGAUAUUUUUAAACGCUAUUUAUAAAAUUGCAUUACUCCUAAACAUUUUAAUAAUUUUUUUUGUAAUGAGUAUUAUGCUGAAUAUUAAUUUAUAUAUUUUUACUACUAAUGUAAACUCGUUUUUUUUUUAUAAAAUGAUUUCUAUUUUAAUUCAGUGUUGUUAUUUUGUUUUUUUCCAUUUAUAUGUAUACGAAUAUAAUAAUAUUAUAAAGUGA